AUGUCUCAGUCCAUCCCGCUCACGCGCAUCGGCACACCUCGAGUCAGCUCACCACACCUCAGCACCCCCCCCUCUGGUGCGCGAUAUGUCCGGGUCAACGAGGGCGCGACGGAGUCGCCUGACCGGGAGGUGUUCCCGGAGUCGUUCGAUGACAUGAACGACUUGGACCAACAGCACCAGUCCGCGUGGAAGCGCAGUAUCUACAUGCUGCUCGAGCAGCCGACGAGCUCGCAGGCGGCGUUCCUCGUGCUCAUCGUCACCACCUCGCUGAUUGUUAUAUCGGCUGUGGUCACUGUGCUCGAAACCAUCCCGUCGUUCCAUUCUAUCAAUCCGAGCGUGUGGUUCGGCCUCGAGACGGCGCUGGUGGCGCUCUUCACGGUGGAGUACGUCGCGCGAUGUCUGGCGCACUCUGGCUCCUGGAGGAAGUUUCUGAAGUGGUUCGGAUCGUUCUUCGGGAUCAUCGACCUGCUUGGUAUACUUCCAUAUUACAUCGAGGUAGCAAUGGGCCAAGACACGUCAACGUUCUUCAGGUUCACCAUCCUGCGUACAUUCCGCCUGCUGCGCGUCUUCAGGCCGUUCCGCUAUAAUAACACUAUACUCUUAACUAUAGAAGUCAUGUAUCUAUCGUUCCGAAGAUCGCAGCACGCCCUGCUCGCGCUGCUCUUCUUCGUAUUAAUGGUCCUCGUCGUCUUCAGCACACUACUGUAUUUCGUUGAAAGAGGUACGUGGGAUGAGAACAUGGGCAUGUUCGUUAACUCGGACGGCGACCCAAGUCAAUUCUCGUCCAUACCGGCAGCAGCAUGGUUCGUGUUAGAAACCAUCACAACCGUCGGAUUCGGCGAGAUCACCCCGCGCUCCUUCCUCGGGCGCCUCAUCACCAUCCCGCUCCUCAUCUUCGGCCUCCUCCUCAUCGCGCUCCCUACCUUCGUCCUCGGCCGCGAAUUCAGCAUGGUCUGGGAGGCGAUGCAUCAGAACCAGACCGCCCGGACGGAGGUCUUCGACGCUAGGCUCGACCAGCUCUCGUCGCCCGAGCUUCCCCGCACGCGCUCAAUCCAAGACAUCCGCGCGGAGGCCGCGAGCGGCUUGUGGCGCCACUCGAACGAGACGAGCCUCCGGCUGCCCCCGGCCGGCGUGGGCAUGGGCGCGGCGGAGCUGAGCGCGCAGGUUGCGGAGUUGCGGGCGGCGCUAGAGAUGCAAGGGCUCCUGCUCCGGCGCGUUGUCGACGCGGUCGAGGGCCGGCGCAAGGUCAGGGUGCCGCGCGCACAGCACAACGAGGACGCGGCACGGAGCGAGGACGAGAGCUGA
Molecule: messenger RNA, 1305 nt
Organism: Sparassis crispa
Lineage: Eukaryota; Fungi; Basidiomycota; Agaricomycetes; Polyporales; Sparassidaceae
Product: voltage-gated potassium channel
Exons: 9
Coding region: 1-1305 (434 amino acids)
Biological process (GO): potassium ion transmembrane transport
Cellular component (GO): membrane
Molecular function (GO): voltage-gated potassium channel activity
Source: RefSeq, a predicted model, not a curated record